Molecule: messenger RNA, 1455 nt
Organism: Telopea speciosissima
Lineage: Eukaryota; Viridiplantae; Streptophyta; Magnoliopsida; Proteales; Proteaceae
Product: mitogen-activated protein kinase homolog MMK2-like
Exons: 6
Coding region: 48-1172 (374 amino acids)
Biological process (GO): intracellular signal transduction; protein phosphorylation
Cellular component (GO): nucleus; cytoplasm
Molecular function (GO): MAP kinase activity; ATP binding
Source: RefSeq, a predicted model, not a curated record
UGAGGUUUUCGUAGUAGGGGGGGAGCUUCGACUUCAAGGCUUCAAGCAUGUCAACACUGUCGAUUUCCACUUCAGUUGAUGACAAUAUGAAAGGAGUUCUCACUCAUGGAGGUCGCUACGUUCAGUAUAAUGUUUAUGGGAUUAUGUUCGAGGUUCCUACUAAGUACGUCCCGCCGAUACGACCUGUCGGCAGAGGUGCUUAUGGCAUUGUGUGUGCUGCUGUGAAUUCAGAGACACAUGAAGAGGUUGCAAUUAAGAAGAUUGGUAAUGCCUUUGACAACAGAAUUGAUGCCAAAAGGACAUUAAGAGAAAUUAAGCUUCUCUCCCACAUGGAUCAUGAAAAUGUUAUUGCCAUCAAAGACAUUAUACGACCUCCAAAAAGAGAGGACUUCAAUGAUGUUUACAUUGUUUAUGAAUUAAUGGACGCUGAUCUUCAUCAGAUAAUUCGUUCCAAACAACCAUUGACAGAUGACCAUUGUCAGUAUUUCCUGUAUCAGUUAUUACGAGGACUGAAGUAUGUACACUCAGCUAAUGUAUUGCACCGUGAUCUGAAGCCCAGCAAUUUGCUCUUAAAUGCGAAUUGUGACCUUAAGAUUGGUGACUUUGGAUUGGCGAGGACAACUUCUGAAACAGAUUUCAUGACUGAGUAUGUUGUUACUCGAUGGUACCGGGCACCAGAAUUGCUCCUAAAUUGCUCGGAGUAUACUGCUGCUAUUGAUAUUUGGUCAGUGGGUUGUAUUCUAGGUGAAAUCAUGACCCGUGAACCCCUCUUUCCAGGCAAAGAUUAUGUUCAUCAGUUGAGACUUGUCACAGAGCUACUAGGUUCACCUGAUGACUCCAGCCUUGGGUUCCUCCGAAGUGACAAUGCCAGGAGAUAUGUUAGGCAGCUUCCACAGUACCCGAAACAACAGUUCUCUGCUAGAUUCACCAAUAUGUCUCCUGAGGCUGUUGAUUUACUAGAGAAAAUGCUGGUGUUCGAUCCAAACAAACGCAUUGCAGUUGACGAGGCAUUGCGCCACCCAUACCUGUCGUCUUUUCAUGAUACAAAUAAUGAGCCAGUCUGUCCUAGGCCUUUCAGUGUUGAUUUUGAGCAACCAUCAUACACUGAGGAAAAUAUCAAGGAGCUCAUCUGGAGGGAGUCUCUGAAGUUCAAUCCUGACCCAAUUAAUUAGGGAAUAGUUAAUGGUAUUUGUACAAUAAAAAAGAUCUUGGAAAACCAGAUUCCUGAAACUCUAUAUCUGAAUCUGCCCAUCAAUAAUCCUUAGGGAAAGAUAGAAACUGCACUAGAGAUGCUUGAAGUCACUAAACAAGAUGUCAUUGUAGCACAUUCAACAUCUAUUGAAGCCUGUAAUAUACAACUCACAGCAGGAAGUUGGAGCAAACCUUUUCGCAGGAUCAGGGUUUGUCAGAUUAUCACACCUUACAUACAUGUUGGUGAUGGGCCUUCUUGAGCUC